Messenger RNA from Rhodamnia argentea, 1265 nucleotides. RefSeq names its product inositol polyphosphate multikinase beta-like. Lineage: Eukaryota; Viridiplantae; Streptophyta; Magnoliopsida; Myrtales; Myrtaceae. The coding region runs from base 259 to 1131 and encodes 290 amino acids. Gene Ontology annotation, biological process: inositol phosphate biosynthetic process. Gene Ontology annotation, molecular function: inositol-1,4,5-trisphosphate 3-kinase activity; inositol tetrakisphosphate kinase activity. The transcript is spliced from 2 exons. Gene Ontology annotation, cellular component: nucleus; cytoplasm. The record is from RefSeq and is a predicted model, not a curated record.
AGAAUUUACAAGAAAAAGAAGGCGAAGUGCAUGAUGUCUCUGUGUGUAGCGACAAAGAGGUGCUACUCCUCCACGUGAUAGGGCGGCACUAGCGGCGGCAUCUCGCUCUAACUCUCUCUCUCUCUUCUCUUCUGGGCCCUCAUCGUUGGCGACGACUUUUCACGUGCAAGAGCUUCGCCUCCGACCUGGAAAAUUCGUCCCUGGCGUGGCCCACUCCGCGAUAGAAGCUUGAAGAAUUUUUCGCGCAUCAUUCACACCAUGUUCAAGGUCCCGGAUCAUCAAGUGGCCGGUCACCGAGCAGAUGGCGGAACACUGGGGCCGCUGGUGGAUGAUUUGGGCCGCUUCUAUAAGCCUCUCCAGAGCGAUCAGCGUGGAGACACAGAAGUGGCCUUUUACAACUCAUUGUGUUCCAAUACCGAGAUCCCAAGUGACAUUCGCGAAUUGUUUCCCGUGUUUCACGGAACUCAGAUUAUAGAGGCGUCUGAUGGAUCGGGUCCUCAACCUCACAUGGUUCUGGAGGAUCUCGUCGCGGGUCGUGUGAACCCAUCUGUCAUGGACAUCAAGAUGGGAUCCAGAACAUGGUAUCCCGAGGCCUCUGAGAAGUACAUCCAGAAGUGCUUAGAGAAAGAUCGAAAGGGCACAAGCGUUUCACUGGGGUUCAGGAUUUCGGGGCUCAAGGCAUAUCAGAGUAGCAAAGCCGCGUUUUGGCAACCUGUCAAGAAGGUUGUUGAUAGCUUUAACGCGGACGAUGUCAGGUUGGCUCUGAGGAAGUUCGUUUCUUCUAACUUGUCUUUGGGUUCAAAUGCGGAUCCGGAUUGUUUGUAUGCAUCAACAGUCUACAGUCACGGGGGUGGGAUAUUGGCACAAUUGUCACGGCUGAAGCAAUGGUUCGAGGUUCAGACAAAUUAUCACUUCUAUUCUUGUUCGAUCCUCAUCUUUUAUGACGGGGAGUCGGCUUUGGAUGGCUGUGCAGACCCAAAACUUAAACUGGUGGACUUUGCACAUGUGGUGGAUGGCCACGGCGUGAUCGAUCACAACUUCCUGGGUGGCCUCUGUUCUUUGAUCAAGUUUAUAGGUGACAUUGUUGAUGAAGAUAACAAGUGUACAAAGUGCGAAGUGAAGCUCGCAUAGGAAAAGGCCUAUAUAAGAGCAACACAGAAGCAGAACUUGAUUGCGAGGCCUCCCAGUGGGAACUGGAGACUAAUUGCAUUCGUGCUCUGAUUUGGGGUUCAGACUAGGUAUAAUAACACUCUGAAUUAGUCGUA